CACACACAAAAACCCAUCUUACUCUCCUCAAUUCCAAGCACUCUAGCUAAGCCUUCUUCACCUUCAUCUAAUGGAAACUUCUCGGCCUCCUCCUCCUCCUCGUGGUCGUUUCCUUGUUCACCCUUCCAAGAGAAACUUAGAACCUCCACCUCGUGGCCGUUUUCUUCCUCUUCCUAGGACGAUUCAACAUCCUCCUAAACCUCUUCCUCUCGAUCCAGACCCUCCCUCGCUUCCUGAUCGUCCUAUUCGUCUUCAACCUAUCGACGAAAAACCUACUCCUUUCGAUGAUCAAAAUGUAGCCGAUCAACCUCCUCCCUCGCCUCCUGAUCCUGUUCUUCUUCUUCAACCUAUCGACCAAAAACCUACUCCUUCCGUCGACGUUCAAGAUACAGUAGCUGAUCCUGUUCCUGUUCCUCCUCCUCAACCUGUCGAUGAAAAAACUACUCCUCCCGACGAUCAGAUUAUAAACGAUCUCUUGCCCAAGUACGAUGCAUUCAUCAGCUUCAGAGGAACCGACGUCCGAAACUUCUUCCUCAGCCACCUCUUCGCUUACAUGAACAACGAAAAACACAUCCUCACCUACAAGGACGACGUGAACCUCAAACGAGGCGACAUAAUCGAGCCAUCCCUCAUCGAGGCGAUCGAGAGAUCCUCGUUGUACGUCGUCAUCUUCUCCCCGAACUACGCGACCUCUCGAUGGUGUCUCGACGAGCUCGUCAAGAUUUUGGAGUGCACGAAAAAGUACGGGCGGAAGAUGAUACCUGUGUUUUACGGUGGAGUGACGCCUUCCCAUGUUAGGAACCAAGAAGCAAGCUACGCGGAUGCAUUUGUUGAACACAAGGCCAAGUUUCCCAGUGACGAGGCCAAGCUCGAAAACUGGAAAGCUGCGCUCAAGGAAGCCGCCGACACUUCUGGGUUUGAUUCCCAAGUCACCACGCCUGAGAGUCAUCUGGUCAAAGAAGUGACUAAACGUGUGCUAGAAGCAAUCAGACCGAAUUCUUCUCCUAUCACAGAAGGAUUGGUCGGUAUCGAGUCGGAGAUUGAAGCAGUUGAUAAAUUACUGGAGACUGAUCCACAACGCAAUCGCGUAAUAGGGUUUUGGGGAAUGCCUGGAAUCGGCAAGACAACCCUAGCCAAUUCUAUCUUCCAAAAAAUCGAUCCAGACGUAUUCGAAGGACGACACUACAUCCCCGAUUUCGCAGUCCAGUCGAAGACCAAGACGGUGAAGGAUCUGCAAAACGAACUAUUCAAGGUGUUGCUGCGGGACGAUAAUCCUCAAGACAUUGCAUUUGGUCACAAGCUCAGUCGCCUCCGUCGUCUGAGGGCGUUCGUCGUCAUCGAUGAUGUGACGAGUGCAAGCAUGCAAGCCCUAGAAGAGCUGCUGGAUUGGAAGUUCUGCAAUCUGUUUGGACCGGGAAGUCGAAUGAUCCUGACGAGCACGAAUCAACAGGUGCUCAUUAAUGCUUGUCAAGAAGUGCACCAAGUCCCGGGCCUCGACGAGGAGAAAGCCCUUCAACUUUUCAGCUUUUACGCCUUCAAGAAGGACCAACCUCCAGAUGAGUACAAGGAGAGGUGUGAAAAAGUUGUAGCUUAUUGUGGUGGAAACCCACUGGCCUUGAGAGUUUUGGGCGUGGCGUUCUACAAGAAGAAACUAGACCUUUGGGAUAUGAAAUUGGAAAAGCUGAGGACACUUCACAAGAAGGACAUUCAGGAUUUGUUGAUGAUUAGCUACAACGAGUUGAGUCGAGACGAGCAGAGUGCAUUCCUCGACAUCGCUUGCUUCUUCAACCAUGAGAGUUAUGAUUUCGUGACGAGAGUGUUGGAUGAAGAUCUGGUCACCAACUUGGCCGACAAGUCUCUUGUCGGGAUUGACUAUUCCAAAGGUAAGAUAGAAAUGCAUGUUUUGCUUGAAGAUUUAGGGCAGGAUAUCGUUGAGGCGGAAACGGAUCCUCAAAAACGAACUAGGUGGUGGGAAGUCAAAGAUACCUUAGAUUUGCUAGCAAAAAACAAGGGAACGGAAGCAACAGAAGGAAUCUGGUUGAAUUUGGAUGAAAACGAGGAGAAGAUAGAAACAGAAUGUUCUGAUACUUUUGCAAAGAUGUGGAAUCUGAGAGUGCUUUCCAUUGAAUUAGCACCAGAAAGCAAAGUAGUUUUCCCUAAUGGCGAAGGUCUCAUCAAUACUCUCCCGCGCAAGCUAACAUAUCUUCGUUGGGACUUGUUUGCUGCCACAUCUUUGCCCUCCAAAUUCUGCCCCGAUAAGCUUCGAGUGCUAAGGCUGAAACACAACACCAUCCGUCAGCUGUGGGACGACGGAGCUAAGACCGAUCUUGGAAAUCUGAGAGAGCUCAAUCUCACAGCAUCCAAAUACCUAACCAAGCUACCGGAUCUCUCAACUGCCAAAAAACUCGAGCUCAUCGAUCUGACCUGCUGCGAGACACUAAUCGAGCUUCAUACAUCAGUCAUCUACCUCCCAAGCCUCAAAACCCUAAUUCUAGAUUCGUGCAAAGCUCUAGACCUCAGUAAAUUGGACGAGGAAGACACACAAGGAACCGUAGCUUUCCCACGUUUGGAGCAAGUAAACUUGGACGCCACGCCAAUCGAAAAAGUCCCUCGAUUGCUCCUACGAGCACCAAACCUCACCAAAAUCGACUGCUCGAGCUGCCCAAACUUGUCGAAAUUCCCAUCCAUCGACGCUCUCGUCAGCAAUACUAGCAUGUCGAUCGAGCAUUUGAUAUUUCGACACAACAAGCUCCUCGUCGAUUUCUCAUUGAAGAUCCACAUGUUGAAUUCUCUCCAGACGCUCGACUUCUAUGGUUGCGAGAAUCUCGGUUCGUUCCCCGAGAUCGCGAUGACCAUGGAAAAACUGCUCGUGCUCGAUCUGAGCUACUGUUCGAAGAUAUCGAGGAUUCCCAACACGAUCCGGAAUCUUGCGAACUUGGAGAGGCUUUGUCUGUCUGGCACGGGGAUCAAGGAGCUUCCUUCGUCCGUCUUGUCGUUGAAGCGCCUGACCGUGUUGAAAUUCGACGAGUGCAAGAAGCUCGUGAAGAUCCCACGGAGCUUUAGGGAGCUGAGUCAUUUGGAAACGAUGGCGUUUACAGGUUGCGACGCGCUGAGCAAUGAGGAGCUGUUGCUUCCCGAUCGAGUCCAUGUUUUAUAAGAAUGAAUCGAGAGGCGUCCUUUUGCGACUGUAAAAAUUGGUGGCUAUCUCAACUUUUGGUUGUGUAUGUAUAUAGUAUUAGCUACUAAUUAAAUAUGUUCCUGUUAUUGGUUACUGGUCUUCGAACCUUCGACGUGUCUUGCAUGCAUGGAGAUAGGUACGUAGUUCUCAACCUUCCAUCAAUCUACGUGUGAAAUCAGUGCAACUUGAUGUUGGAAGGCAAGUUCGAACCCUGCUCGAAAGGAAGAUGGCGCCAAGAAGAAGAGUUUAGAUUUUGUUUAAGUGUCGUAGUUUAAAACUACGUCGUUUGGUUAUUUGCUCUAUUUGCUCGUAUAAAUAUUCUUCAUAUUGUAAGAAAAUUAUAU
This is a messenger RNA of Linum tenue, 3522 nucleotides long. Lineage: Eukaryota; Viridiplantae; Streptophyta; Magnoliopsida; Malpighiales; Linaceae. The record is from the annotation of a GenBank genome assembly.